UUUUUAAUUCGGCCUUGAAAGUAACCACCAAAAAUACUUAUUAAACGGGUUUUUAAUUUGAUUGCGUCGCUAGGAACUUGAUGAAAGAUGAUCAUUCGCGCCAAAUUGACGUUUCAUCAAAGAGAAUGUAAAUGACGUAGCAUCUACUGGAACGCCUAUCUUUUAAACGCGCAUGAUUCGCUCCAAUUGGCUGAAGAGGAGAUCAUCUGACCAACGGUCGCGGGAAGCCCUUCACCAUGCGCUUGAUAAGGAUGCUCUGAGUUUCGUUAGGUCAAUGUAUGUAAACAUAGCUAGCUAAUGAUUUGUUGUGAAAAUACACUUUUCUAGUUUGUAACGUUUAAGAUAACCAAGUAAUUUUAUUGCGAGUUGUUGGGAUAUUUUUUUUUUUUUUUUUAGGUACCCCGACGGAUUGUAUGUUUUUUCUAUUCGCGCUGGGUUCUGGACAAGGGGUUGCAGUGCGCCACAGCCAUUUUCCGGUACCUAAGCUAACUCGGCUGUAGCUAGUAGGAGUGACCACGGCAGGGGCGUGUAGCUGGUUAGCUAACUCUAUAGCUAGCGACACAUCUUCCGAGCAAAUUUAUCAGAUGAACAUAAACUUGCUUGAGAUGUAUUUUACAAUUUGCGACCCGUCAACAAGAGAAAGUGUUCGCUGAACGUAAGGGAGAUUUCGGAGGAAGUUUGACUUUUUGCCAUACUUCUCGUUUGCUAGGUAGCAGCGUCAACUUUGCUGCGUGGCUAGCCGACUGACUUGAUAUUUCAAGCUACAUGAAUUUAUUUUACGGUGAUAUAUACAUACUACAGUAGUUGCAUAGUAAUUACGCGGAUUAGCUAGCUAACAGUUGGUUAACGUUACACCUUUAGCUAUAAACAGCCACUUUUUUUUGAAAAAGCGAUAGCCUGGUUUUAAAUGAAAAUGCAGAGUUACAGUUGCCGUCGUCGGCAUGGAAGUUCAUCACCAAACGCCCGACCAAUACGUCAGAAGUUACAGUUUGCACCGAGCGAUGAAGAGGAUGACCCGAUUGAGGACGGCAACAACAGCACAGGAGCAGAAUCGGGCUUUACAGAACUGGACUCUCCGAUGCAUGAGCUACGGGACAGUGUCGCUAAACGACUCGAACACAGCAGCCCUCUGAAUCGGACUGGGGAACGCGGUGAUGUGGAACUAUGGGACGAAGAGGGAUUCGGUUCUCCGUCUCACCUUCAGUCCCCUAGUAGCGUUAUUUUCACGAAGGGGUCCCGGUCACCACGGAAAAGCUCUCGGUUGUACGGCAAUUCACCGGAGCGGUCAUACAUUCAGGACGAUGGGGAAGGCUCGAGCUCACCUAUUCCAGACUGCCCCGACACACCUCCACACAAAACCUUCAGAAAACUUCGCCUUUUUGAUACUCCACACACACCAAAGAGUUUGCUGAACAAAGCCAGAACUGCCAGCUCAGUGUCCUCAAGUAGGAGAGUGGCUCUCUUCAGGAAUGUGGAUUCUACAGGAAAAUCUGGUCCAGACGGCAGGAGAAGCCAGACCCCUUUGGUCAACAUCAACCCCUUCACCCCGGAAGCCCUUCUCAUCCAGUCUACCACUCAACAGAAGAACAACAGGAAGAGGGCACACUGGAAUGACUCCUGUGGUGAGAACAUGGAGGCGAGUGACGCUGAAACCGAAGAAAUCAUUCCUCCGCCAAAGAGAAUCACCUUGAUGGAGAGUAAUAUGAAGUCCAGGUACACCUCUGAGUUCCACCAGCUGGAGAAGAUCGGCUGCGGGGAGUAUGGGGCCGUCUUCAAGUGUGUCAAAAGACUGGAUGGCUGCAUCUAUGCUAUCAAGCGCUCAAAGAAGCCCCUGGCAGGCUCUGUGGAUGAGCAGAACGCCCUUCGGGAGGUGUAUGCCCAUGCUGUGCUGGGCCAGCACCCCCAUGUGGUUCGCUACUACUCAGCCUGGGCAGAGGAUGACCAUAUGCUCAUCCAGAACGAGUACUGCAAUGGCGGCACCCUCUCAGAUGUCACGGCCGAGAACUAUCGGCGGCUCGGCUUCCUAUCGGAGCUGGAGCUGAAGGACCUGCUGCUGCAGGUGACUCGCGGCCUCAAGUACAUCCACUCAUCCUCGCUGGUCCACAUGGACAUCAAGCCUAGCAAUAUUUUUAUCUCACGCAAGACGGUGUGCAGUGUAGACGCAUGUGAUGAAGAGGAGGACGAAAAGGAUGGACUGGCAACCAGUGUGGUAUACAAAAUAGGUGACCUUGGCCAUGUGACGAGGGUGAACAAUCCUCAAGUUGAAGAAGGCGAUAGCAGGUUCCUGGCAAAUGAAGUCCUCCAAGAGGACUACAGUAACUUGACGAAGGCGGACAUCUUUGCCCUGGCCCUGACUGUUAUCAGUGCCUCGGGGGCGGAGCCUCUGCCCACCAAUGGGGAUAAGUGGCACGAGAUCCGUCAGGGAAAAUUGCCACCCAUCCCACAAGUGCUCUCUCAGGAAUUCUUGAGUCUACUGAAGCUGAUGAUCCACCCUGACCCCACCCGGCGGCCGUCCACCUCUGACCUCAUCAAGCACCCGGUGCUGUUGACCGCAGCUAGAAUGAGUGCUGACCAGCUCCGUGUGGAACUCAAUGCAGAGAAGUUCAAGAAUGCACUGCUCCAGAAGGAGCUGAAGUUGGCCCAGAUUGCCAAAGCUGCUGCUGAGGAGAAGGUUCUGUCCACGGACAGAGUCCUGACCCGCUCCACUGUUCAGCCCAACCCCAAAACCUCCAGACUCAUCGGCAAGAAGAUGAACCGCUCAAUGAGCCUGACCAUUUACUGAAAUGCAGACCCCCCCCAAUGAUGUUGGAACAUGGACUGGAAAACUGAUAUCUAGGGAAUCUGACUAGCUACGUAUUCUGUUGAGUAAGAGUGCUGAAAAUGGACCCCAUUUCCACUGGUCACAGAGACUUUUCACUGUUAAAAUUGGUGCUGUGGGUGGACCUUUCUUGUCAGACUCGAUCAAGACAGACUAGACUUUGCCAUACUCAAUUAGUACUGACUUGUCAUAUUUGACCAGUAAUUCUGGUAGUGGACGUCUCUUGACAGAGACCAAGCAUUCCUUAAGGUAGUUACUGUACCUUUUUUUUCCUUCUUGUGGCUGACAAAAACAAAACAAGUCUAAGUAGAUUGCAGAGGCUCUCCACUGUACUCCAUGCACUUCCUUGAAAGCCUUGCUCUUUGAUGGAGAGGGACACAGAGAAGCCCUCAGUGUGUGAACGUACCAGGCCACAGAUGUGCGCACCUUAAUGCCUGAUUCCAGGCAUCCGAGGGUCUGUCAGACAUUGCUUUUAAGAGCACUUUGGAAGCAACGGGGAACUUGCCACAUAACCCGCUGCUAUUCAUGUCUGUGUUCUACAGGGGUAAUGGAUUUUUCAUUUUCCCAUUAGAGUAGUUUAAAUCAUUGCACCCAUUAUCAUAUUUGGUGGACUAUAAUUGUGGACCAUAACACAAUUUUUUUUGUUUAAACUAUCCACAAUAUAUAUAUAUAUAUAUUUUAAAUGGAUCAUGCAAUACAUGUAAGAAAAUGGUGUCUAUCAAACCUGGUUAAAAAAGUGUUUUCUUUGCCAAAAUUAAACAGAUGUACAGCCUCCAACCUUAUGCUUCAACCCUGCCUAUGUAGCAUUAAAAAAUCAUUGUUCUGUACGUUCUCCGUUUCUAACUCUCUUAUAGCCUGUACAUUAUCUUUUAAUAAAUUCUUAUCAAAUUCA
Molecule: messenger RNA, 3710 nt
Organism: Salmo salar (Atlantic salmon)
Lineage: Eukaryota; Metazoa; Chordata; Actinopteri; Salmoniformes; Salmonidae
Product: wee1-like protein kinase 1-A
Biological process (GO): protein phosphorylation; mitotic cell cycle
Cellular component (GO): nucleus; cytoplasm
Molecular function (GO): non-membrane spanning protein tyrosine kinase activity; ATP binding; magnesium ion binding
Source: RefSeq, a predicted model, not a curated record